Paraglomus brasilianum is the source of this 864-nucleotide messenger RNA. Lineage: Eukaryota; Fungi; Glomeromycota; Glomeromycetes; Paraglomerales; Paraglomeraceae. The record is from the annotation of a GenBank genome assembly.
AUGUCUGAUUCUCUCUUCUUCGAACAGCCGGAUGGUUCGCGAAUUGCGUACAAGAUUUAUGAGCCGUGCAAGUCAGAUGUCACAAAAGAUGAGAUUCCUCUUGUGAUGAUUAAUGGAUUAUGGCUUCCUAAAGAACUGCUAUUGGGUUUGGAAAAAGAAUUAGCAAAACAUCGAAAAGUUAUUGUAUUUGAUAAUCGUGGAAUCGGAGAAUCAACUGUUGCUUCUGGAAAUGAUCCGUGUUCAAUUGAUUUGAUGGCACAAGAUACAAUUGCAUUAAUCAAGCAUCUUGCAAUUAAGAAAUUUAAUCUGUUAGGAUGGUCUAUGGGAGGUCAAAUAGCACUUUGCGUUGCGUUAAAUAUACCAUCAGAUCUUACAUUAGAAAAACUAAUUCUUUGUGCAAGCUGGCUUGAGGUUCCUCAAGCUAUAAUGUUCGAUCAUGUGUAUAACUUACCAAAGUGGUAUUAUCCGGAAAGCUUACAAGAGCAACGGAAGGAAAUUAUGCUUUUGUUCGAAAAAAAUUUUACUGAUUACCUCAUUACACAUUCAGAAAUAUUUGAUAAAGUGACCGAGACAAAUUUAUUUAUAGAACGGCAAUGGGAGGCUGUAAGGCAACCGUCAAACAUUGACUCAAAAUUACACACGAUCAAAGUGCCGACUUUGAUAAUUCAUGGUGAAGAUGACAAAUUAGUCUGUAUACGACAAGGUGAAUUGCUUGCACAUGGAAUCCCUAACACCGAAUUUGUCAGAAUACCUAAAGUUGGACAAAUGUUUUGGCCAAUGGAACCCAAAUCUGCUAUCACUAUUGAUGACUUUUUACUUGGAAAAAAUAAUAAUAUCAAGAAUAAACCAAGGUCUUUAUUAUAA